This is a messenger RNA of Scomber japonicus (chub mackerel), 994 nucleotides long. It is a transcript of the gene spata17, whose product is annotated as spermatogenesis associated 17. Gene Ontology annotation, cellular component: spindle pole. Lineage: Eukaryota; Metazoa; Chordata; Actinopteri; Scombriformes; Scombridae. The transcript has 10 exons. Gene Ontology annotation, molecular function: protein binding. Gene Ontology annotation, biological process: mitotic cell cycle; spindle organization; establishment of meiotic spindle localization. Bases 1 to 984 code for a protein of 327 amino acids. The record is from RefSeq and is a predicted model, not a curated record.
AUGGCGGAGCUACUGAAAAUAAGAAGUGAACUUGAAGACUUCCAAAAGGAGCAUUUCUACAGAAACAGUCUAGCUGAAGAGAACCGACAGAGGGACCACCAGGCUGCCACCCAGAUUCAGAGCUGGUUCAGAGCCUGCAAGGUGCGGGCUUACCUCAGCCAUCUGCACAAGAAGGCAAUCAUUAUACAGAAGAUAUGGCGGGGCUUCACAGCAAGGGCACGUUUCAGACAAAUGGUGAAGGCGGCAUAUUUUAUCAUGAAGAUGAAUUUCUACGAGGAGAUGGCGGUCAGGAUUCAGCAAAAAUGGAGAGGAUACUUUGUGAGGAAGUAUAUCCAUAACUUUUACGCACGCAAGAACUAUCUGGAAGGACUCUCCAUGAAGAACAAAAUAGUCAGGAGACAGCUGGAUGAAGUGGAGGAACUCCAGCAGAGAGAGAGAUACUGUCUGGAGAUGGUAAAAGACCAGACAGCCAAGGUCUACCAAGCUCAUCGGUUACAUCACCUCCUCAGUACAAAGCAGUGCCCUGGGGUCUUCAAUUCUCCAUUCAGGCCUGACCCCCAUGAGAUGGAGCUACUGCUGAGGCAGGUCAAAUACCAGGCCCCCACCAAGCUGGCCUCCAGGGAAGGGGCUUGUCUCUUGAGCCCACCAGCCCCAACAGCCCCGAGUUUUCCUGGGACUCUUGGAUCCCCAUGGAUCAAAAGUAGAACCUGCUGUAGGCCAGUACUGCCCCCCAUUGCUAGCAAGAGACAGCAGGGCCUGUUCAGAGAGCCAGGGGAAGUGUGGGAGCAGCGCUUGCGUUUUCCUGAGCUGUCUUCACAUCUGCAGACCUCUUACACACACCUAGAGGAGGUGCAGAAUGAGCUACGACAACUGGAGUCUGUAAGAUUCCACAGUAGCACACCAGGAACAGAAAGGAUGAUCCACCAUCUCUGUCACAGCAGGAAUUCUUUCAGUCAGCCAGCCUCUGCCAAGAGAUUCCGAUAGCCGUUCAAGA